AUGCCAAGGCAGAAUCGAGUUGUGGAGGGUUUGAUUCCCGAAUCCUGCAAGAUCCGAAAGAGGGGUUGCUCUUCGUCUUCGUCUUCUGUGUUGCAGAAUUACCAAUUCAAGCGGGACAUUUUGGUGGGUAAGCCUCCGGGAUCCAGAUUGAGCACUCCGGUUCCGUCUUGGAGGACAACGGCGGCGGCUUUGGAUUCUCGCAAGUAUGCGCCGUCGCAGAGCGGUGGUGGGAGGUCGAGGCCAGUGUCUGCGAGGAAGCUGAUUUUGACGUUUCUUCAUGCUUGCGAGGGCGAUGUAGUGACUAAGCUCACCAAUGAGAAAAUACCUUACUUUAAUGCUCCAAUUUAUCUUCAAAACAAGACCCAGAUUGGCAAAGUUGAAGAAAUUUUUGGUCCCAUCAAUGAAUCCGACAUGCUUCCAAUUUUAACGGAACUUCGUCAUGCAUUGGACAUGCAAGUAGCGCUUGAAAACCAUGUUGAGGAAGGAAACUUCUUUAAGAUCUUGAGAGAGUACAUGGAUUUACUUUUGGGGACAGUCUUGAUGAUAGUAAGAAAAGCAAGUGGCGUCACUUCAGAGCAAGGCUUAACAGGGCUUAUUUCAAUGCACCUGACGGAGACGAGCCUCUGGCUUUGGACAUGGGGAGUAUGGGAAAAAGUCAAGUAUGGAUUAAUGGUCAGAGCAUUGGAAGAUAUUGGACAGCGUUCGCAACUGGUAAUUGCAAUGGACAUGGGGAGUAUGGGACAAGGUCUCUUUGCUUGAUCAAGCACAAGGCUGAUGCUUGGUGAAAAGAACAUGCUUGGUGAAAAGAAUGAUCAAGCACAAGGCUGAUGCUUCAAAACCAUAUAUAUUCCUUCCUGUUUUCAUGGCAUCUUUAUUGUAUAGAAAAUAUUUGGUAGACUACUAGU
This is a messenger RNA of Camellia sinensis, 905 nucleotides long. The record is from RefSeq and is a predicted model, not a curated record. NCBI's taxonomy places the organism in Eukaryota, Viridiplantae, Streptophyta, Magnoliopsida, Ericales, Theaceae.